Messenger RNA from Glycine soja, 1406 nucleotides. Its product is annotated as pantothenate kinase 2-like. Gene Ontology annotation, biological process: coenzyme A biosynthetic process. The record is from RefSeq and is a predicted model, not a curated record. NCBI's taxonomy places the organism in Eukaryota, Viridiplantae, Streptophyta, Magnoliopsida, Fabales, Fabaceae. Bases 37 to 819 code for a protein of 260 amino acids. The transcript is spliced from 8 exons. Gene Ontology annotation, molecular function: ATP binding; pantothenate kinase activity. Gene Ontology annotation, cellular component: nucleus; cytosol.
UCAAGACACCGAGACCAAUCAACCUAUGAUAAAAGGAUGAUAAAUGUGAAUAAUCGACUGGGAUUUCCGCCCAAUGGUAACAGGAGAAGCUAUCCUAUUCUUGGUGGAAGGCUUCAUUUUGUGAAGUUCGAAACUAGCAAGAUUAACGAGUGCCUAGACUUCAUUAACUCAAAGCAGCUUCACUGUGGUGAAGGGGAAUCACGUUAUUCUGAUGCCACGACUGAUUCAAAUGCCAUAAUUAAGGCUACUGGUGGUGGAGCACACAAAUUUGCUGACCUUUUCAAAGAAAGACUCGGACUUAGUCUUGACAAAGAAGAUGAAAUGAACUGCCUUGUAGCAGGAGCAAAUUUCUUGCUGAAGGCAAUUCGUCGUGAAGCUUUUACACACAUGGAGGGUCAGAAAGAGUUUGUUCAAAUUGACACUAAUGAUUUGUUUCCUUAUCUUCUAGUUAAUAUUGGAUCUGGUGUUAGUAUGAUCAAGGUUGAUGGGGAUGGAAAAUAUGAGAGGGUCAAUGGGACUAAUGUUGGUGGUGGUACUUAUUGGGGAUUGGGAAGGCUGUUAACAAAGUGUGAGAGCUUUGAUGAAUUACUUGAGCUGAGUCAGAAAGGAGAUAAUAGUAAUACUGACAUGCUUGUUGGGGACAUUUAUGGUGGCAUGGACUAUUCUAAGACUGGCCUAUCGGCUUCUACCAUUGCUUCAAGUUUUGGUAAGGUUACCUCAGAAAAAAAGGGACUUGAUGAUUACAGACCUGAAGAUAUAUCACUCUCUCUUCUCCGAAUGAUUUCAUACAAUAUUGCCCAGUUUCAGGUGAAAAGAUGAAAAAUAAGAAGGUUGAAUCAGUUGGUGUCUCGCUAAGUGAGGCAUAUGCGCUUAGUGAGUAACAUCCGCUAAGCGAGGCACUCAGCUCGCUUAAUGGGUUGGGAGAAUCUGGAAGAGAAUCUGCAAAGCAUUCAUGCACUCCGCGCAUCAUCAAUUCGCCCAGCGAGUCAUCUGUCUCUUCUGGCGCUCAGCGCACCCUGUUCGCUAAGCCAAAAUUCACUAACUCACGCUUAGCACUAAACGAGCCUUUGAGGACAGAAAACCCUUAAAAGCUGAAGUUGGCGAAAAAAGGAGAGAGCUUUUGGAAGAAAGAGGAAUACAUGAGAGACGCAUCAAAGGAAAAACAGGGCAAGAAAGCACUAAAGAUCUCAGCUUUCAAGAGGAUUCUAGGUUUUAGAAUGAUUUCUAGGUUCCUAGAGGUGGAGGAAACAUCCUAACCACCAUGUAAUCUGAAUUUUGCUUCUAAAACCCCCUAUUGUAGUUGAAAGGUGAUAACUUGUCAUGGAAGGCUAAAGCUCUAGUUGGGAAUUUCUGCUAGCCUUGAUGUAAAACUCUUUACUACCUAUUAAAAGUUAUUUUUAUGUGUU